UCAGUAGAAAACAGUCCGGGAGGGAGUUAACAUCGUUACUUUUUAAUAUAUUUUAUAUAUUUCAUUUCAUCAGAGUCGUGUGUACACGAUUAUACUAUUAAAUAACAACGACCUUCAUUCCGGUAAACUUUAAAUUAUCGAGCAUGCUUUCACUUAUAUUUUCUAUAAAAUAAUAUUUUAUUUUUAUUCUUCAUUAAGAGUUAGUGAAACAAGUGCAUUUAAUUUGUGACUAAAAUAAUUCAUUGAGUAAUUGUCUUACUAUUUCAACCGUGAUAACUCGUGAUUGUUAUAAGUUAUAAACACAAGUUUUAAUAUGCAAAUUUUAAAGAUGUGUAUUUAUCGUUUUUUGUGAACAUUUUUUAGUGACCGGUUACGUAUUCCUUUUUCUUUUAAAGAUUAUGGAGAACGACAAACACGACUUUUUUUUUGAACCGAAAUAACAAUCAGAAAUGCCAGUAUGAGAGGAAUACCAAACGAUUCCCUAGUGGAACGUGGACUUGUAAAACCUUACUCAGUAUCUUCGAUUUAUACAAGAAAAAAAAAUGGAAUAAUACGAGGAGUAACGAUAGCUGGAGGAGCGAGAUCAGGCCGCGGAACAAUCAUAAGAACGCUUAUCUUCGUAUUUCUCGCGACAUUCCUUUGGCUCCAGCUACACGUUAUCAGUCUGACGGGGCGAAAUUCCUCUGGCCAGUCGUCGAUUAAUGAGAGCAUUUACGCCUUAGUACCUCAGGAACUCCAAAGAUUCUUAAAAGACAGAAGAAAUUCCUCCCAGACAAAUGGAACUCUGGGUAUUUACGGAACGAGCUUCGAUAUCGGGGACAUUAAAACAACGAUAGCGAAGCUCAACAGCGAGCAAAAGAUCUAUAAUGAUGAUAUUUUCGGGCCCUUGGGAACAGACGCCCCAAUUAUUGUCAUACAAGUGCACUCGAGACUUACCUACCUGAGGCAUCUGAUAGUGUCCUUGGCCCAAGCCAAGGGAAUUGAGGAUGUCCUGCUGAUCUUCAGCCACGAUGUCUGGAACCCAGACAUCAAUUACCUCAUUCAGAGCGUCGAUUUCUGCAGGGUUAUGCAGAUUUUUUAUCCUUACAGUAUUCAGACACACCCGAAUACUUUUCCCGGAGAAGAUCCCAAUGAUUGUCCGAGAAAUAUCGAUAAAAAACAAGCUCUGGCAUUAAAGUGUAUUAACGCUCAACAUCCCGACCUCUAUGGGCACUAUCGGGAGGCGAAAUUCACUCAAACGAAGCAUCACUGGUGGUGGAAAGCCAACCGGGUAUUCGAUCAACUUAACGUGACCCGCAAUCACACCGGAAUGGUGUUGUUCCUCGAGGAAGAUCAUUACGUGGCGGAGGAUUUUCUGCACGUACUAAAACUUAUGGAACGUACGUGCAAGCACAGUUGUGAAAGAUGCAACGUUCUUUCUCUAGGCACAUACUUGAAGACUUACAACUACUACACAGACUUGAGUCGCAAGUAUCUCAGCGUAAAUUCCGGCCUCCAAAAAGAAGUUCUCCGCGGGCUAGACCGUCACGAUGACGUAGUUAACGAUCCGGAUGUGACGACUCAGCAGCACAAAGGACCCGGGAAAAAAAAGUCCCUCCAGGAAGGACAACAAAACAAACCAUCUUCUGCUUCUUCUUGGUCCUUCCAACUUUUACCGACUCUCUACAGUCAUUAUCAGAAGGCGGAAGUUAUUCCAUGGAUAUCCAGCAAGCACAACAUGGGCAUGGCUUUCAACAGAGUCACCUGGAACAAAUUGAGGAAAUGCGCCUCCCAAUUUUGCUCAUACGAUGACUACAAUUGGGACUGGAGCCUGCAGUAUGUGGCCCAGACGUGUCUUCCGCCGAGCAGAGGCGCUGGGGCAGCACCCAGGGUUGACUCGGGACUGGUCGCCAUGAUGAUGAGGGCGCCACGUGUCUUUCAUAUUGGUGAAUGUGGAAUUCAUCACAAAAAAAACAACUGCGAAUCAACGGCUGUGAUUGCUAAAGUCCAACAAGUUCUUAAAUCCGCGCGUAAUCACUUGUUUCCCUCGCAAUUGACUCUGACAAUAGCUGGGGUCGCUAAAAAAACUAAAUUACGUAAAGGAAAUGGCGGAUGGGGUGAUUUACGCGACCACCAUCUUUGCGGCAACAUCACCGCUAACCCUGACCUAGUCUUACUGUAAUAAUUAAUAAUAAUAUUUAUUUUUUAAGUGAUUAUUUAUUUAGUUUUUAAUAAUAAUUAUUAAAUUUUGACUGAUUAAAACGAAAAUAUUAAGGCGCGUUAUUAAUAUAAAAAAAAAAAAAAAAUAUUUAGACGUCGCACUAAUGACAUUUUUAGGAUAAUUGGCUUCAGUGGUGCCUGAUAGUGACCGACAUUUCGAGUUUCUUUUAUUUUAAAUUGGAAUUAUUGCUGAAUGGUUAAAGAUAG
This is a messenger RNA of Cotesia glomerata, 2406 nucleotides long. RefSeq names its product alpha-1,6-mannosyl-glycoprotein 2-beta-N-acetylglucosaminyltransferase (gene Mgat2). Gene Ontology annotation, cellular component: Golgi stack; Golgi membrane. The record is from RefSeq and is a predicted model, not a curated record. Gene Ontology annotation, biological process: protein N-linked glycosylation; oligosaccharide biosynthetic process. The transcript has 9 exons. Bases 458 to 2161 code for a protein of 567 amino acids. Gene Ontology annotation, molecular function: alpha-1,6-mannosylglycoprotein 2-beta-N-acetylglucosaminyltransferase activity. NCBI's taxonomy places the organism in Eukaryota, Metazoa, Arthropoda, Insecta, Hymenoptera, Braconidae.